CGGGCACUGUCGCGAUAUUUACUAGAGUCAUCACGAUUCUCCUGCCACCCAGAUCCUCCACCUACUCUCCCAGACUUUGGGUGGGGUUGGGGGCAAGGAAACAGAGACUGGGACUAGGAGACAGGGGAUGUGUUUCAUUGUGUCUUUCCCUACUCAGGGCCCUCCCAUGACUUCCCAGGAGAGGCUGGGGACAGUAACCAAAAGAACGGGGUUCUGGCGCUGCCCCCAGCCAGCCGCUUACACCCCGGGGACCUGCGAACUGCUCAGAGUGAUGAUGAAGGAAUCCAAACUAACCAGCUUCCAACAGCGCCACAUCAUGGACACCAUGAAAAGAGGAGACCCACUGCCUCUGCACUGCAGCCCGACAUUCAGCCAGAGAGUGUCCCCCACCAAGCAGCCGACCUCAGUCAUCUACCUGCCUCCCAUCCUGACUACCCGGCCCCACCUCCGGCCUGCCAGCAUGUGCCAAGCCAAUGGGGCCUACACUCGGGAGCAGUUCAAGCCUCAAGGCACCCGAGAUCUGGAAAAGGAGAAGCGAAGACUCCAGAAUAUCUUUGCCACCGGGAAGGAGCCAGGGGAACGCAAAAGGAAGGCCCCUCCAGUGCACCAGGAGGAGCCAGCCCCUGACCUGGACCGGUUUGAAGAAGUGGUGAAGGAAAUCCAGGAGAGGAAAGCAUUCCUGACUGCCAUGGAGGCCCUGGGGCAGGGCAGACAGUAUCGGGGAAUCAUCCUUGCUGAAAUUUCCCAGAAACUACGGGAAAUGGAAGAUAUUGACCAGAAGAGGAGCGAGGAGCUCAGGAAGGCUCUUACCACUGCUUCAUCUGUCUCAGGAGACAAGAGCAGGGUCACUCCAACCUCGAGCACCAGAACCCACCCCUUGGCUGAACAGGCUCAUCCCCCAGUCAGCCCCCCAAACUGGCCUUCAGCCAUAUUAAAUGGUAGCAUCGCACUCCCCUAGCCUAGGGUACCCUGGGCAUAUCCAGUAGCCUAGAAAAUGGGCUACAUCUCAAAAGAAUGAGCGGACUCCUCUGACACUGGGAUGUUGGGUCAGCUGCUGGAGCCUCCAAGAGACACAUACGUACACAUAUUUAGUCUUUUCUAGAAGAGUCCUACACGUUGAAAGCCAGGCUAGCUUUCACCAUCCUGGCCAUGUGUCUAAGGACAUUCCAGUGGGCCCUCUUCCCACCCCCAAGCCUCUGUGCGUCCUGCACAUCAGUCUUCUGAACUCUGGAAUAAAUACUUCUUCCCUACUUGCCGUAGGACCUACUUAGUGGACUUCUUAUAGUCUCGGGCAAAUGUUUAACUACAACGAUUAAAUGGCCAAUAAAACACGUUGAACAUAGGUCAUUACACACACCUCUGUUUUCAGAGGGAUAAGGCAUAUUUGUUCAGGGAGUUGGAGUUUUUUAAGCACAGGUGGUCUCUGGCUACGUUUGCAUGUAUCAAGUGGAAAUACCAACAUGAUUAAGCACCUCUGGGCACCUGGGCCAGGCUGUGGAAGACACUUUUGUUU
This is a messenger RNA of Loxodonta africana (African savanna elephant), 1513 nucleotides long. RefSeq names its product chromosome 4 C22orf23 homolog (gene C4H22orf23). The record is from RefSeq and is a predicted model, not a curated record. NCBI's taxonomy places the organism in Eukaryota, Metazoa, Chordata, Mammalia, Proboscidea, Elephantidae. The transcript has 6 exons. The coding region runs from base 128 to 958 and encodes 276 amino acids.